GUUCUUAAUGAAAACAUCUGUCUUUUGUCUUUGGGUGACAAAAAAGUUGAUGCAUCGUUCGAAUUCGAGCAAUAAACAAAAUCUGUAAAUUCGUAAAUAAAAACAGCAAAAAUGAGUAAUUCAACUAUUUCGGAUCAAUCCCUGAUGGAUAAAUCAAUGCGAAGUGUCUUUGUCGGAAAUAUUCCGUACGAAGCAACAGAGGAGAAUUUAAAGGACAUAUUCAGCGAGGUUGGACCAGUUCUCUCGUUCAAGCUAGUUUUUGACAGAGAAACUGGAAAGCCUAAAGGAUAUGGAUUUUGCGAGUAUAAAGAUCAAGAGACUGCGCUUAGCGCAAUGCGUAACUUGAAUGGCUAUGAAAUAGGCGGAAGAACACUGAGAGUGGACAAUGCUUGCACGGAAAAAAGUCGGAUGGAAAUGCAAAGCCUGCUUCAAGGACAGAACACUGAAAAUCCUUACGGCGAAGCAGUUCAAGCAGACAAGGCGCCAGAGGCCAUAAGCAAAGCAGUUGCAUCUUUACCUCCUGAACAGAUGUUUGAAUUAAUGAAACAGAUGAAGCUAUGUGUGCAAAAUAAUCCAAACGAAGCCAGGCAAAUGCUACUACAGAACCCACAGCUUGCUUAUGCCUUACUUCAAGCCCAAGUUGUAAUGAGAAUCGUUGAUCCUCAAACUGCAGUCAAUAUGCUACACAAAGCCAACCCAAUUCCUGGUGUUAUUUUACCAAAUGAUAAGCCAUCGCUGCAUCCUAUCGUUCCAAGAAUCGAAGAACCCUGGACUCCUCGACCUACACCAACACCGAUCAAUCCACCUGCUCCAAUUUUUGCUGGGCAGGACGUGGAUCUGCGUACUUUAGAUAGACAAAUUGAUCCAAGGCUGGCUAGAAUGGAUCAAGACUUACGAGGGCCACCCCAGGUCCCACCUGUUCCUGUCAGUGCUCCGGUUAUAGCUCCUCCAUCAGAUCCACGAGCUGUACCACAGAGCUUUGCUCUUCCCGAACCCACUCUUCCAGCGGAGGGUAUAGAGAGUUUUGGUCGUGAUCCGAGAGCUGACAGAUUCGGACGAGAACCACGAGAACCACGAGACCCACGUGACCCUAGGAUGCCAGUUGAUCCCCGCAUUCCCAAAAUUAAUCCACCGGCUCCUGGGGCAACAUCUGUCCCACCCAGACCCAUUGUGGCAACACCAGUGCCACCACCUACAACAAGUGGUAUUAACCCUACUAAUCCGCUCAGUCUCUCUACACCCAGUACUGCUACCUCAAGGUUAAUGGCGGGGAUGUCGCCUGCCGGUAACAUUCCAAGUGGUGCUUCUGACCAGGAAAAGGCGGCAUUAAUCAUGCAAGUGCUACAGUUAUCAGAUGAACAGAUUGCUAUGCUUCCUCCGGAACAAAGGCAGAGUAUUUUAGUGCUCAAGGAACAAAUCGCGAAAAGCACUCAACGUUAACAACAUUUUUUCAUCAAAUCAUGAUAAUUAUAUUUUAUCCGAAAAAAACUCGCCAAUUUCAAUAUUUAAGUACGUCACGGAACAUGUUAUGUGUAUUAACUGCAGAUUGUUUUAAGAUUCG
Diprion similis is the source of this 1561-nucleotide messenger RNA. RefSeq names its product cleavage stimulation factor subunit 2 (gene CstF64). The record is from RefSeq and is a predicted model, not a curated record. Gene Ontology annotation, biological process: mRNA 3'-end processing. The coding region runs from base 112 to 1440 and encodes 442 amino acids. Lineage: Eukaryota; Metazoa; Arthropoda; Insecta; Hymenoptera; Diprionidae. Gene Ontology annotation, cellular component: mRNA cleavage and polyadenylation specificity factor complex. Gene Ontology annotation, molecular function: mRNA binding. The transcript has 8 exons.